UAUCUUUCAAGUGAGGGAACCAUAACGCACAGAAAAGUGGCAGUGCUAGCCGACGCUGUUUGAUUCAUGGUUGUCAUAGUAACGUGAUUGAAGCUUAGCGGCGAAGGAUGUAAAUAUUGGAGGAGAAACAAGACGUAAUGACACUUCUUAUUCAACUUCUUGAACCGGUUUCUUCAGAGAACUGGCUCAGGUAAUAGGUAAUAUCAAAUCGGAACCCAUUCUUCUCGAUAGAACUCGGCCAGAUCACAUCUAUGUCAUAAAAACUUCAUAUAGUCUUGUAAACGUGGUUCCGAAGAAAAUCGUCUGCUAAAAUUGAUUUUUAAAAAUAUCGUUUUCGAAUGAGACGUGGAACACUAUUUAAUGACAAGUUCAAGAAAAAAAAUCUGAAAGACAUGAUUCGUCAUUGAUAUAUUCCUCCAACUAGCCUCUCAAGAUUUUUAUGGAGCUUUUGAAUUUUAAAUGAAUGGUAAAAAAGUCAGUAUGUGGCCAAAACACAUGAUGCAGGAGGGAAAAACGAACAUAAAAUCCAAGGGAUGACAUCUAUUCUUAAAGCAUCGAGUAUUUUUGUACUAUUCUUCACUUUUAUAUGGCAUAUAAACACGGAAACUACGCUAAGUACCUACAGUGAUGCGGAAGAGGAGGAAGAAAAGAUGGCGAAUGUCUUGUUUGGAAAUGGAUCUUCUGUGGACAGUAUCACAUUGCCUCCAACUGAUGAUUCCUCAUCUAGUCUAGUCCUGGAUGACGAUACAGACUCUAAAAAAGAACACGUGUGGUGGGAAAAUGACACUAAUUCAACCGAUUAUGACGAAUUAAAUGAUGAGAAGAAGAACGACGCUAGUCCCGAAAACAGUGUUGAUCGAGAUUUGUUGGAAAAAGUAAAUUACUUCUUACCAGACCAGCCUGUUUCGGACACCUUUGUCUUCACUGAUUUCAAACGCGAAUCAUCUUCCCAAACCAAAUCUGUUCUACUUAGCUACGAAACUUACACAUCCUCUAUGCCAGAUAUGACCACGAGUUUAUCUUGUGGUUUUGGUGAUCGGAAAUGCAAUAUGCUUGGGGAAGAUUCCCCCAGUGAUCUAAAUUCAAAAGCUAAUGAGGAGCAAUUGCAACCAACAGUUGAAACAUUUCACCCCACUUCAUCAGUGAAGUUAUUAUUACCCUCAAAGCUGGUCGAAGAAACAUCUUCAGAAAUAUUAAAUUUUACUUCAGAUAUUGAAUUUUUAUCUGAUUACUUGACAUCUACUCCGGCCAAUAGUGCUACAGCUCAAACAUCAGAAAAUCUCAUUUUGGAGGAAAAUACUGACAGGAUAAAAGAUGAAAUAGUGAUUCAGGGUUUGACAAACAAGAGUGAUAAAUCUAAACAAGUUACUAAAGAGCGUGAGAGUCCAAGCACCAUGACUGAUGACUUACCAGUUAGGACAUUUUCGAAGACAUCUGAAAAUACUCCUUCAAUGCCAACGAAAGAGUUAAUUUCGCCAUGGAAUGCGCCUUCGGGUGAAUCAAUAUUAUUUUCAAAAAUAUUUAGUACAUCAUCAUCUCCGCUUUCUAGUCCCGUUCCAGAUAAGACUGCUGACACAUCGACAACCGAUUCUUAUUUUUCACUCAAAACAAACACUUACAUUUUUCCCGAGUUAGAGUCAAAAAAGAAAGAGGAAACUGACUUGAACGAUGACGUUAAAACUUCUUCAAUUUCACCAACUUCUCUCUUAAGCUCAUUUUCUACGAUCUCUUGGCAUUAUUCUAAAUCAGAUAUGACUAUUCAGGAUGAUAAAUUUUCCAGAAAAGAAAAGGUUUUGGACACUACAUCUGUUCUCACAUCGUCCUUUAGUCCAACACCUGUGCUUACAGAAACUGAAAACUUUUUCAGACUCAAAUCUUCUUUUUCCCAAACUCAACAAAAACAGCAAAUUUCACUUGAGUCUUCAUCCAUUUCAGAGAGCACUGCAAAGCCUUCAGUUCUGAGUUCACAAAGCAUUAUUACUAAUCUCCAUACAGAUACUUUUACCACCAUUGUUCCUCUAACGCGGGAAAAGGAAACAGUUCCUCCUCCAAGACUUACAAAUCCUGGUUGUUCUAGUCUACCAGUUUGCGUCGAGAUAACGUUGCUGGAAACAAACUGGGAACAUUUCUGUUCGCAACAACAGGACUUUCUGGAGUUCUUAUCUACAUCUCUUUCCCAUUAUACACGUCCUAUUCAUCCCUACCACAUUGUGUUGGACACAGAAGUUUGCACUCUCAGCUCAAAUCUCAGAUCCUCUCAAAAUUCACCAGAUGUUACCGUUGCUUUUUAUGUCACCAAUGAAUCUGGCGAGUAUGAGGAACGAAUGACCGAGCUAUGUGGCGUCAUUUUAAGAAAGUGGGCACCUUCUGCUUUUAAGAGUUCGGUCAUUGAAGUGCGUAUGUACAGCCGCGAAAGCAUCUCGACGCCUCUGCCUAUCAUACCUGAAUUAAAUUCUGGAUUUGUCGCAGCUGUCUCAAUAUCGGCAGUAGCUGGUGUUGCUCUGUGCUUACUCUGCAUACUAUUGGUAAUAAUGAAGCAAAAAUUGAUCCAGGGUCGUCAUUCGGAUGCGACAACUCCAACAGCAGCCGAUGCUUACAGCUUAGAUUCACUGUCCAUCAGUGCUAGCUUUCGGAGGAGAAGGAUUAGACGGUCAGCUAGAUCUUACCUCAACCAUGCUUUUACUGAUCAGGAAAUUCCAUCUCAUCCACUAAACGAAAAAACUUUAGCAAAUAGCUUAAAAAGUAAAGAUUUGCUUGAAGAAGAAUACAAGAGAUUACCAAUGAACAUGCCGAAGCUUGAUUCUAUCCCAGAAGGAGCGCACGUAAAGAAUAGAUAUUCAAACAUACUUCCCAAGGCUGAAAGUCGGGUCAUGUUAGCCGAUCCCUCAGGAGAUCCAUUAAAAUGUUACAUCAACGCCAAUUAUGUUAAGGGUUACGAAGGCAAAUCCUCUUUUUAUAUUGCAUGUCAGGCCCCUUUGCCCGAAGGUAUUGAAGAUUUUUGGCGAAUGAUCUGGGAACAACAAUGUCGAGUGAUAGUUAUGUUGACGAUGUUCGAAGAAAAUGGAACAUCCAGAUGCGCUGUCUACUUUCCCCAAAGCACCUUAAUAUCUCAACAGCCUUAUGGAGAUUUUCAAGUGUCACUUCUAAAGAAGGAUGUGUAUGAAUUUUAUACACUAUCUACUCUUCGUCUAUUGGAUUUGGAGAAAAAUUUAUUUCGAGAUGUAGUGCAUUUGUGGUUCACAGGAUGGCCUGAUGUAGGUGUGCCAAAAGAUUCCUCGAGCUUAGUAACAUUCGUGCAACAGUGUCGGCCAUUUAUCAACUGCAACUCUGGUCCUACAGUUGUCCAUUGCAGUACUGGAACGGGACGAACAGGUGUUUUCAUUGCACUGGAUAUUUGCAUGAGAGAAUAUGAUCAAUCAAGAUCCAUCGAUAUUCUGCAAUGCAUCUCCCAAAUUCGAAAGGAUCGAUCAGGAGCCGUGCAGAAUAAAGACCAAUAUAUUCUUAUUCAUGACGCCAUGCUAGAGUAUAUUUCUCGUGUGAUAAAUCAGUCCCAACGACCCUCAAUAAGCAGCUAGCAUAUUUCAGAAAGUGAUCGCCACUGUGAUUUAGGAGUUGGACAAGAAAACAUGAAUUGUUGAACUGAAAGAUAUUUAAUUGUUUGUACAAAAAAUGUAUUUUAUGCAGUGUUGCGUGUAUUUUAGCUUUUAUGGCAAAGAAAUUUAAGAAUGUAUUUAUUUUAAUUAUCUUCAAAUUGAUAUGAUGUUAAAGAAAUAAAUAGUAUAUAUUUAUCA
This is a messenger RNA of Parasteatoda tepidariorum (common house spider), 3791 nucleotides long. Lineage: Eukaryota; Metazoa; Arthropoda; Arachnida; Araneae; Theridiidae. The record is from RefSeq and is a predicted model, not a curated record.